AGGCAGUGGGACUCCGGCGGUCAGAGAGAGGAGACAGGGAAAUAAGAAAGUGGGACUCCGGCGGUCAGAGAGAGGAGACAGAAAAAGAAGACAGUGGGACUCCGGCGGUCAGAGAGAGGAGACAGGAAAAGAAGACAGUGGGACUCCGGCGGUCAGAGAGAGGAGACAGGAAAAGAAGACAGUGGGACUCCGGCGGUCAGAGAGAGGAGACAGGAAAAGAAGACAGUGGGACUCCGGCGGUCAGAGAGAGGAGACAGGAAAAGAGAGAGAACUUCGUGCGUUCUACUACACACAGUCACACGAUAAGGACGAGUGCGUAGACAGUUAUUAUAGACAUUUUUGGGUGUCUUCUUUUUAAAUCAACGUUUGCACGUGAGAUUACGGUUGUAGUGGGUGUAAAGGAACUAGAAAAGCAUCGGAGGAAUGUAUCCAGCUCGAGCAACAGUGACCCACCGUCCCCCGAGAUGUCAGCUCCACAUUAUCCGAACCAUCGUGCUACUCCUGGCUGUCCUAGAGAUGACUGCGACACGGUCUGAAUUCCCCCACGACCCCAGUGUUGUGGCCCCCUCCACUUGGAACAGCUCAGCUCUCUUCUUGCGUCUGGAGGCUCCUAUGAACAACAUCACCACGUCUCUGGGCCAGACAGCAGAGCUGCUGUGUCGUGUGUCCGGUCACCCCACUCCCACGGUGCGCUGGCUGAAGAACGACGCCCCCGUGGUCCAGGAGCCUCGCCGGAUCUCCUACCGACCAACGCCCUACGGCUCCCGCCUCCGCAUCCGUAACCUGGACACUACAGACACAGGCUACUUCCAGUGUGUGGCCACUAACAGCUACGGCAUCGUCUCCACCACAGGAGUACUCUUCGUCAAGUUUGAUCCACUCCCUACACCAAUGCCAGGGAGGCCCUAUCCUGAUGAUUUUGAUGAGGACGGGUUCUGCCAACCGUACAGGGGAGUGGCCUGUUCUCGCUUCAUAGGAAACCGCAGCAUCUUCGUUGACUCUCUGCAGAUGCAGGGUGAGAUUGAGACCCAGAUCACAGCCGCCUUCACCAUGAUCGGAACGUCCAACCACCUGUCAGACCGCUGCUCCCUGUUCGCCAUCCCGUCUCUGUGCCACUUUGCCUUCCCUACAUGUGACCGCAGCUCUGGGACAGAUAAGCCCAGGGACCUGUGUAAGGACGAGUGUGAGAUCCUAGAGAAUGACCUGUGUAAGACCGAGUACAUCAUCGCCCGUUCCAACCCCAUCAUCCUGAAGAGACUGAAACUACCUAACUGUGAGGACCUGGCGGGACACACCAGCCCAGAGGCUGCCAACUGCAUGAGGAUAGGGAUCCCCAUGGUCGAGCCCUUCAACAAGAACCACAGGUGUUUCAACAGCAGUGGUUCAGACUUCCGCGGGACGGUCAGUAAGACCAAGUCAGGUCGUCAGUGCCAGCCCUGGAACUCCCAGUACCCUCACAGUCACACCUAUCUGGCGGUACAAUACCCCGAGCUCAGCGGAGGACACUCCUACUGCCGUAACCCCGGCAACAAGCAGGAGGGACCAUGGUGUUUCACGCUGGACGAGGGGGUCCGCUUGGAACUAUGUGACAUCCCUGUUUGUGAUUAUAAGGAGAAGCGUGGGGGCAGUAACAUGGAGAUUCUGUACAUCCUGGUCCCGAGCAUAGCCAUCCCUCUGUCCAUCGCCCUCCUUUUCUUCUUCAUCUGUUUGUGUCGUAACAACCAGAAGGCUUCUCGCCCCCCAGCCCCCAGACAGCCCAAACCUGUCAGGGGACAGAACGUUGAGAUGUCCAUGCUCACCAACUACAAACCCAAGAGUAAGGCCAAGGAGCUCCCCCUAUCAGCAGUGCGUUUCAUGGAGGAGCUAGGUGAAUGUACAUUUGGUAAGAUCUACAAGGGCCACCUGUACAUGCCUGGUAUGGAGCAUGCCCAGCUGGUGGCCAUCAAGACCCUGAAGGACUACUCCAGCCCUGGCCAGUGGGGGGACUUCCAACAGGAGGCAUCAGUCAUGGCUGAGCUGCACCAUCACAAUGUGGUGUGUAUUUUGGGGGUAGUGACCCAGGAACAGCCUGUCUGCAUGCUGUUUGAGUUCCUGAACCAGGGGGACCUCCAUGAGUUCCUCAUCAUGCGUUCUCCUCACUCUGACGUGGGCUGUAGUAGUGAUGAGGACGGGACCAUCAAGUCCGUCCUGGACCACGGAGACUUCCUGCACCUGGCCAUCCAGGUGGCUGCUGGUAUGGAAUACCUGGCCAGUCACUGCUUCGUCCAUAAGGACCUGGCAGCCCGUAACAUCCUAGUGGGGGAACGGCUCCACGUCAAGAUAUCUGACCUGGGUCUGUCCCGAGAGAUCUAUGCCUCCGACUACUACAGGGUCCAGCCCAAGGCUUUACUCCCGAUCCGAUGGAUGCCUCCUGAGUCCAUGGCCUAUGGGAAGUUCACAUCGGAGUCAGAUAUCUGGGCGUUUGGCGUGGUGCUGUGGGAGAUCUUCAGCUACGGCCUGCAGCCCUACUACGGCUUCAGCAACCAGGAGGUCAUGGAGAUGGUGAGGAAACGCCAGCUGCUGCCCUGCCCAGAGGACUGCCCCCCCAGGGUCUUCAGCCUGAUGACAGAGUGCUGGCAGGAGGGCCCAGCGAGGCGUCCGCGGUUUAAGGAUAUCCACUGUCGUCUCCGGGCCUGGGAGGGGCUGUCAUCCCACGCCAGUUCUAGUACCCCAUCAGGAGGUGGGGGCAACGCCACCACCCAGACCACCUCGUUGAGUGCUAGUCCUGUCAGUAACCUCAGCAACCCACGCUACGCCGCUGCAGGCUACCUCUACCCAGCCCAGGGGAUACCCGCGCCAGGUCAUCCGGGCCACCAAUUGGCAGGCUGGACCCCAAUGACCCAUGGAGCACCCAUGGCCCAGAACCAGCACCAACACCAAUGCUUCAUCCCUGUCAACGGCUACCCCAUCCCCCCAGGCUAUGCUGCCUUUCCUGCAGCCCACUUCCAGGCCCAGGGCCCCCCAAGGGGGGUGCAACACCUCCCCCCGCCCAAGAGCAGAUCUCCCAGCAGUGCUAGCGGCUCCACCAGCACCGGUCAUGUGGCCAGCUUGCCGUCCACGGGGUCUAAUCACGAUGCGAACACGCCACUGCUGUCACACUGCGUGGCGAUAUCUGCCCUGCCAGGGGGCGGGACCAUGCAGGUGUACGGACACAUGUCCCAGAAGGCUUUGCAACAGAUGGACCCCUCGCAGACGUCCGCGCUGCUGGCCGACGCCAACAGACUCAUGUACAGCGAUUCAAUCAUCACCGCUGACGUGUAAAACACUACAGACCUGGACUUUAUAAUAUCUCAUCUGGCCGAUGCCAACAGACUCAUGUACAGCGAUUCAAUCAUCACCGCUGAGUGUAAAACACUACAGACCUGGACUUUAUAAUAUCUCAUCUGGCCGAUGCCAACAGACUCAUGUACAGCGAUUCAAUCAUCACCGCUGAGUGUAAAACACUACAGACCUGGACUUUAUAAUAUCUCAUCUGGCCGACGCCAACAGACUCAUGUACAGCGAUUCAAUCAUCACCGCUGAGUGUAAAACACUACAGACCUGGACUUUAUAAUAUCUCAUCUGGCCGACGCCAACAGACUCAUGUACAGCGAUUCAAUCAUCACCGCUGAGUGUAAAACACUACAGACCUGGACUUUAUAAUAUCUCAUCUGGCUGAUUUCAUGCUUUGUCUCCUUUUACCUGUUUUCUUUGUUUUUCUAAUAAAAUUAUUAUAAUUAUUGUUUCAACUUUUUACUCUACUUGUAAAUACAUGUACGUAAAUCCCGAAUGAAUGAAAUGCAAAGAUUUAUAUUCAAUGAACUUGUUUUAAUAAGAGAGCUAGAAGUCGUGGCCUGCCUCCUAUUCUGAAACUCAACCUGCCUGAAUAGACUCUUAAUGAAUCUACUCUCCCUGCCUGGAUAGACUCUUAAUGAAUCUACUCUACCUGCCUGGAUAGACUCUUAAUGAAUCUACUCUACCUGCCUGGAUAGACUCUUAAUGAAUCUACUCUACCUGCCUGGAUAGACUCUUAAUGAAUCUACUCUACCUGCCUGGAUAGACUCUUAAUGAAUCUACUCUACCUGCCUGGACAGACUCUAAAUGAAUCUACUCUGCCUGCCUGGAUAGACUCUUAAUGAAUCUACUCUACCUGCCUGGAUAGACUCUUAAUGAAUCUACUCUACCUGCCUGGACUGACUCUUAAUGAAUCUACUCUACCUGCCUGGACAGACUCUUAAUGAAUCUACUCUGCCUGCCUGGAUAGACUCUUAAUGAAUCUACUCUACCUGCCUGGAUAGACUCUUAAUGAAUCUACUCUACCUGCCUGGACAGACUCUUAAUGAAUCUACUCUGCCUGCCUGGAUAGACUCUUAAUGAAUCUACUCUACCUGCCUGGAUAGACUCUUAAUGAAUCUACUCUACCUGCCUGGAUAGACUCUUAAUGAAUCUACUCUACCUGCCUGGACAGACUCUUAAUGAAUCUACUCUACCUGCCUGGACAGACUCUUAAUGAAUCUACUCUACCUGCCUGGACAGACUCUUAAUGAAUCUACUCUACCUGCCUGGACAGACUCUUAGUAAACUCUGAAUCAGACACUUCUUGAUUUUCUGGAGCACUUUAGGGCUGUUCUGCAGUAGGGUGUGGUGUUGUUGGACUGGAGGGGCCAUGUUCUGCACAGAGCUAUGCAAUAACAUAGCACUCAUACCCUCUGCAUCACUCUCCACAGUUAUGUGCCUCCACAGUUAUGUGCCUCCACGGUCUCCACAGUUAUGUGUGUCCACGGUCUCCACAGUUAUGUGUGUCCACUAGACUCUCUUCUCAAUACAGGGUUCUCUUCAUAUUUCACUGAUGUAGAGGUACUAGGACUGAAUCAGACGAUUGUUUAACCAGCCAUACUUCUCUCUCCAAUCUGUGAACAUGUCUCUUUUCCCCUCUAUCACCCUCUUACAAUAGAUCAGUUAUGCAAUAUGGCUCUUACAUUGGCUCUGCAGUCUUUGAUCUAAUCUAUCCAUUUAUUGUUGUUUUUAUGAUAUGAAGAAAUAGUACUGAUACAUGUAUGUUCAUCAUAACUUCUUUCUCAAAGCAAAUCAAUAUAACAAUAAUGUCUGACAGUAGGGUGAAGGAAUGAUCAAAUAUAGGUAUGAAUCUGAAAUCCAACCACAUUUUACCAGACAGCUCACAAAAUCAGCUACAAUACAGUAUAUUUCACCUCACUUUAAAGUGUUUGUUGCUAUGCAACUACUUGGUACAAAUACUCAUUGUUUGCCUGUACAGAAAGAGAACAAACACUUGCCUUCCAUACUUACUUUAGUAUAAUACACAUAUCUUCCAUACUUACUUUAGUAUAAUACACAUCUCUUCCAUGCUUACUUUGGUACAAUACACAUCUCUUCCAUACUUACUUUAGUAUAAUACACAUCUCUUCCAUGCUUACUCUGGUACAAUACACAUCUCUUCCAUACUUACUCUGGUACAAUACACAUCUCUUCCAUACUUACUCUGGUACAAUACACAUCUCUUCCAUGCUUACUCUGGUAUAAUACACAUCUCUUCCA
This is a messenger RNA of Oncorhynchus gorbuscha (pink salmon), 5574 nucleotides long. It is a transcript of the gene ror1, whose product is annotated as receptor tyrosine kinase-like orphan receptor 1. The coding region runs from base 424 to 3300 and encodes 958 amino acids. Gene Ontology annotation, molecular function: protein kinase activity; ATP binding; protein binding. Gene Ontology annotation, cellular component: signaling receptor complex. The transcript has 13 exons. Gene Ontology annotation, biological process: multicellular organism development; protein phosphorylation; cell surface receptor protein tyrosine kinase signaling pathway. Lineage: Eukaryota; Metazoa; Chordata; Actinopteri; Salmoniformes; Salmonidae. The record is from RefSeq and is a predicted model, not a curated record.